Prorocentrum cordatum is the source of this 4116-nucleotide messenger RNA. The record is from the annotation of a GenBank genome assembly. NCBI's taxonomy places the organism in Eukaryota, Dinophyceae, Prorocentrales, Prorocentraceae.
AUGUCCCGCGCGGAGACGGUGAAGGCAUCGCCUUCCGACACCGACGGGGAGACGGAGAAAGCGCCGUCCCUGGCCUCGGGGUUGCGGCGGGGCCGCAUGCUGCACGGCCUCGAGGUCGCCCUCGUGGUGGUUGGCCAGUGGGCUGGCUAUCUGGUGAAACCUUUCAACAAGAAGGAUGGUUCCAGCUUCACGUGCGGUCUCUGCGCCCACGAGAGCACGGACCCGAGCCCGUAUCCCCAGGCGAGUAACGAGGACGAGUUCGGCGGAUACUGGCCGUGGAAGUACCACACCGACCAUGGCAGCAUGAUCCGCCAGGCCACGGGCUAUUUGUGCCUGGUUUGCAAGGCCCUGUUGCGCAAGAAGGCGGUGCUCUUGGACCCCCACUUGCCUGGCGGCGAGAAGAAGCCGCUGAAGGAGUACAUCAAGUGGGUGCGCCAGAAUGCGGGCUGGGCGCAGACCGUGCGGCUCAAGGUGGAUGCGUACGUCCAGAGCCAGGCGGGGAAGGACCCAGAGAAGCGCCGCCGCAUGUCCAGGCAGGCCGCGGGAGACAUCCAGCAGGCUCGCCAGGUAUCUUCCGUCAAGGUCUCCGGGCGUCGCCUGUCUGCGAACUGGCAUCAAGCCUGCCCCGUGAGCAAGUGGCACGAGGCUUUCCCUGGGGCGCCGCUGCCCACGGACCCGAAUUGUCGCGGCGAGGAGCUCAUCGACGGCGCCCGGCAGGUUGUAUAUGUCAUGAAGGACGGCGCGAAGAAGUUCUUGUACGACAUCGCGGACUACGACGAUCGCAAGGUGGAGGACAGGACGGUGCUGGCGACUGUGGCCGAGUCAGACGACGACGCGGACGCGGCUGAGGUUUCGGCUGCUGCCGAGGCCGCCGUGGCCCCAAUUGCAGCCCUGCGGCGCGCCACGCAGCGCGCGGAGAUCGGUGCAGCAGAGAGCGCGCCGUCGGAGGGGCGCCAGUCCGACUCUCCCGCGAGCGACGAGGACGCCGAAGAGACGGAUCUCGUGGCCGCGGCGCUGUCGGGCCUGUGGGGCACGGCCCGCGCCGCCAAGCCCGCGCCCAAGGCUGCGACCAAGCCGCAGGCCAGACCACCAGCCCAGACGACCGGGAGGGCUACGUCCGGGCGCGCCGCCCAGACAGCCGAGAGGCCUGCCGCCAAAGGGGCUGCCACGCCCGCAGCCGCUGCCCCUUCGAAGUGCGCCGCGCCCUCGGCGCAGGCGCCGCCGCAGAGGUCAGCCGCCCGCGCCCCUGCUCAGACGGCCGCGCCCUCGGCGCAGCCAGCCGACGGCAGCGGCGCCAGUCCGCCCUUGGCGACCCCGCAGCGCUCGGGCCGGAGCCAGCCAGGGAAGAAGCGUGGCAGCGGCGGUUCGCGGGCCGCGCCCCUGCGCGCCCAGCCGCCCGACGACUCCGACGAGGGCGGCGGGCGGCCGGACGAGCCAGCACCUCUCGAGGACGGCUCCGCGUCGAAGAAGAGGGGGCGGAAGGCCCUCGAAUUCAGCCUCGCAGCGGCCGGCGGGAAACUCAAGGGCGAGGCCGACACGCUCUUCAACACGUUCCGGGAGUGUUACAAAUUGCUCGACUUCGGCGGAGAUGUGGACCUGUCCACGAAGGAGGGGAGAGCCCACUUCAAGGCCACGGCUUUUGAGCAGGCGGCAGCCGCAGAGAGCGCCAUCCACACGGCCAAGAAGGCAGCGGCCAAGAUGGGGAAGAUCCCGGAUGACGGCGCGCAGGCGCUGCAGAUCAACAAGGCGUGGCUGGCGCGCUCAGAGGAGGCGCUGGCCGCGGCAGUGCGGGUCGUCAAGGCUGCUGUGAGCGAGAAGCCAGGGAACACCGAGACUCUCCUGAAAGACACCGAGAUCGCCGCGGCGGAGGACAUCGCGUUCGGCGUGGCGUACCACAUGCGGUUCAGGAGCUGGAAGGCAGACGAGGCCAUCAAGCGCUGCGAUUGGUUACAGCUGAUGUCCCUGUUGGAAAGCGGCGCUGCAGAUGGCGCGCCCUCGGCAGAUCUCGCGACGACGACCCUCGAGCGAGUCGGCGCGGGCCUGAUUUCGGCCGUCGCGAAGUCGGACGCCAAGAAGGGAGGCGGAUCGUUUGCUGCCGUGGUUGCCUUCGCUGGCGGCGCGCGGGAUGCUCUCCAGCGGGCCCCCGCCGACCCUGCGCGGCCCGUGUGGGAGGAGGAGCUGAAGGGUCAAAUCCAAGUUCUCUGGGCAGUGUCGCGCACGAGCACUGCCCCGCUGACUGAGGUGGAGGAGGCGCUGGAGGCGCCCCCGCAGCUGGAGGGGGCCUUGGGCGUCGCUUUGAACACGAGCCCGGGCGGCAAAGUCCUCGCUGGUUGGGCGGAGUCGGCCAUGAAGAAGCGGCCCCACGAGGAGGCUGCUCUCCAGUGCGCCCAGGCAGCCCGGGAGCUCUUCGCGCAGGUGACGGGCCAUGCCGCCGGGGAACAGUGGCAGAAUUGGACCGAGGAGGUGUCGCGCGCCUGCAAGAAGCAGAAGGAGGCCGCGUCCAAGGCGGGCGCGCUGCAGGAGGCCGGCCGGCACCAACUCGCCAGGGAAGGCACGGCGUUCGAGGACGUGGUCCUCGGGUUGCUCUUGCGCUCGCCCCGCGAGGAGGAGCUCCUGACUGCCGCGUGCGUCGAGCGGCUGGAGUUGGAGCACGGCUGGUCGACCGUCGAGGAGUGGGCGCGUGAUGGCAUCAAGGGCCCCCAUGAGACCGCCUUCGGGGCAUUGAAGAAGGUCGCCGACAUCGCCGCGUACAGCCGUCUCGACGUACCUGGGAUGAAGCAGCCAGUGAAGACAGCCAAUCGGUUGUGCGACCUCUUGAAGGAGAGCCCCGAGGCGUUGUUGAAGGUCUCUGGCGUGACAGUGUCUGCGGAAGACAACGUAGAGGGGCUGCAGUCGCUGUUCUCCCUCGCGCUGGGCACGGCGGCGCGCGCGCGCAGGGCCUUGGGCCGCAGCGUUCUGGCCAGAGCCAAGGGUGCAGCAGAACAGUCUCUGAAGCGCGUGGACUCGGCGGCGUGGCAACGGAAGGAAUUUCAGGCCUUCUUGAAUAUCUCCAAGCUGCUGAGCGCGGAGCCGCCCGAGGACACCUGGAAGGAAGCGGACAUGUGGCUGUGCAGCGUCGCGGCCGUCGCCGACGCCAAGGAGCUUGCCGAGCAGGCCGGGGGCGAGCUGAACCUGGAGCUGUGGGAGAACGCGAGCGACGCCGUGCGCCAGCUCGGGGACAUGGCGCAGCCGGAGCGCGCCUUCCAGACGGUCAUCGCGAUGACUUUCGACGCUUCUCUGGAAGAUGUGGAGGCAGCAGUGGGGGCCAGCAAGGAGCUGCACGCGCAGGCCGUGCCAUGGCUGGAGAAAGUCGCGCAGGAGCGGGCUGAACGCUCCGUCAAGCGGUUCGACGCCGAGCCAGCCGUGCGCGCCGCGAAGGAGCUUCUUGAGAGGAGCCCCAUCCCCGAGACGCUGCAGGAAGCGGCCGAGUUCUUAAAGGUUGUCGGUGGCACCGUGGACAUGCCGGAGACCAUCGGCGGCAAGGGUGGGAAGAUGGUUGAUGCUGUCAACAAGGUGAUCGGUGGCUUCUCUCUCAUAAAGGAGGUGUGCCGCGACCCCCAUCUUGAGUCGCAGGUGGACUCCAUGACGUCACAGUUGCGACAGCGGCUCUUCCUGGUCGCCUGGUGCGCGAACGUGACGUCGUCGAUUUGGGAGGCGAAAGGGCAGUCGAGGAUUCUGACCCAGCAGAAGCAGAAGGUCCGCGAUGCCAUGAAGAACCUCAUCAGCGUCGCACAGGAGCCUGACAAGAUGAAGGAGGAGUUUCCCGCGCUCGAGGGCCGCCUGAUCCCCGAGAUCCUUCUGAACGCGGGGAAGGCGAUCCUCGCCGGCCGCGCAGUGAGCGGGGAGGGCGAGGCGGAGGGCGCCAGCGGUGCAGCAGACAGCGCGCCUGGGAGCGGGGCCGGCGGCACUGACCAGAAAGGGUGCGCCCGGGCUGGGCCCGGGGCCGCCAAGAGGGCCAGGGUGGGCGACGCGGCGUCGUUUCCAAAGGCGACGCCGCAUUCCCCAGCGGUUCUGGCGGCGAAGAGAGCCAGCGUUGGCGGCGCCCCCGUGUGCAAGUCCGCGCGCAAGGCCGCGUAG